Molecule: messenger RNA, 1260 nt
Organism: Aspergillus tubingensis
Lineage: Eukaryota; Fungi; Ascomycota; Eurotiomycetes; Eurotiales; Aspergillaceae
Product: adaptin-binding domain-containing protein
Exons: 3
Coding region: 1-1260 (419 amino acids)
Biological process (GO): vesicle-mediated transport
Molecular function (GO): protein-macromolecule adaptor activity
Source: RefSeq, a predicted model, not a curated record
AUGCCACCCACGACAUCCACAUCAACAUCAACCUCCAAACCAACCCCCAUCCCCAACCCCCGCCGCCUCCUCAUCCUCACCCCAACCACACACUCCCAAUCCAUCAUCCCACCUCUCCUACACUCCCUGACAGGCACCCCCGUCACCACUCCUCCAACAGCGCCAGCAUCAGCGUCACCAACACCAACACCCACCCUCUCCUCCGCCUCCACCAUCGCCGCCUCAUCCACCACCUCCCUCGCAUCCAGCACGACCAUCACCACCACAUUCGCCGGCUACACCACGCACCCGCCCCUCCACCUCUCAAACAAGUACUACACAGCCGACGUCCCAAUCUGGGUAGACGAGAUUCCUCUCCAGACCCCCGAACCAACCCCCUCAGCAUCCGGAAGCACCAUCUCCCCCGCGCAAUGGAAAGCCGAGUUCUCCAGCCCCGAAGCGCAAGUCGUGCGGGACGCUAUCGGCGCCGUGAUGAUCUGUUUCCGGAACCCCGUGCAGAUGGACCCCGUACCCGGCCAGGAGGAACAACAGCAGGAAGAUGAUGUGGAAGAUAGGGAUGAUGUGCGCGGGCUGAAGGAGUUCGUGAGGGCUGUUGGAGAAGUGAGGGCGUUGAUUGAGGAGGAGAGGGGUGGGGUUGGGGAGGUGCCCGGGUUGGUUGUUUUGGUGGGGGAGAAGACGAAGACAACGGCUUCUGGGAAGGUAGGUGGUGAGGAUGAGGGUGAGGAUGGGCUGGGUUUGGAGAUUGAUGAGGUGUUUUCGGAGGGGUGGUGGGAGGAUCAGGUUUGUGAGAUGGGGUUGAUGGGUAUGGAGGUUGUGAGGUGGGGUGGGAAGGAGGGAGAAGAGGAGGAGGUGGGGAGGAAUCGGUAUGGUGAACUACAGGGCAUGCGCCGGAUUAAAGAGGUCUUGGAGACGCAUGAUUGGGCUGCGACGGAGGAUGCAGAGACAGGGUUACUGAAUGAUGGGAUUGAUGACGAUCUUGAGCGCGAGCUUUUGGGCUUGGACGAUGCAGACAAUGGGUUCGAUUUGGAGGUGGAUGAGCUGCAGCGCGAGAUGGUUGGGUUGCGGAUGGCGAUUGAGCGGGGAGGAGGGGAUGGGUUUGAUGAUGAUGACGAUGAAGGGGAUGAGGAGUUGCGCGUCGAUGCGGUCGAGGCGCUGUUGCUUCGCAUGAGAGCCAUCAAGGAUAUCAGCGACGAGUUGCCCGAAGCGGAGAGGAAACGGUUUGCAGCAAAGGCCGUGCGUGAUAUCAUGAGAGAGAUGUAG